CGCAACAGUAAGUCUGAUAUAAAAAUGAAGACAAAUAUACUCUGGCACAAGAAAACAGAACAAUGCGAGUAAUAUUUGUCUUGAGAAAGUAAAGGACUGAACCCUGAAAUGCCCUUAUCGCACGUGCACGUGACGUAACUGGUUCACUCGCACGUGAGCGAAAGGAAAAAUAAAAGGCCACUCAAGAGCUGUGAAUAUCAUUUAAAUCGAAAUGGCAAGUCCAGACGCGUUCAAAGUUGGCUCUUUAAAGGGCAAAGUGACGCUGAUCACGGGCGCCAGCUCGGGGAUAGGAGCGGGCGCGGCGGCGCUGUUCUCCAGGCUGGGCGCUCACCUGGCGCUCAAUGGACGCGACGUGGACAACCUCGCCAAAGUCGCCAAAGAGUGCGAGGCGCGGGGGGCAGUUAAACCCCUGUUAGUGCCGGGAGACUUGACAGAUGAAGACACCGUGAGGAGGACGGUGGAAGAGGUCAUCGCUCACUUUGGGAAGCUGGAUGUCCUCGUCAACAGUGCAGGAAUCCUUGCCAUGGGCAGUAUAGAGACAACAGACAUGGCCCAGUAUGACAAGGUCAUGUCUGUCAAUGUCAGAUCGGUGUAUCAUCUCACUCAUCUCUGUGUGCCUCAUCUCAUCAAAACAAAAGGCUCGAUUGUGAAUGUGUCCAGCGUGAAUGGGCAACGAUCAUUUCCUGGUGUACUGGCCUACUGCAUGUCCAAAUCAGCCAUCGACCAGUUCACACGCUGCGUUGCUCUUGAGUUGGCAUCAAAGCAAGUGCGUGUCAACUCAGUUUGCCCAGGAGUAAUUAUUACCGAAGUUCUCAAGCGUGCGGGACUUGACGAGGACCAGUAUGCUCAGUUCCUUGAGAAGUGCAAGGUGACCCAUGCUCUCGGCAGACCAGGUGAAGUAGACGAAGUAGCUCAUGCUAUCGCUUUCCUGGCAUCUGAUGCGGCAACAUUUAUAACAGGUGUCAAUCUUCCAGUGGACGGAGGUCGACAUGCUAUGUGUCCACGGUAAUGAUUCGCUGCCACGAUAACGGCUGCCAGAAGCAAAGAAAUAAACCAAGUUGGAAUCGAUCUAAACGUUGAAAUUCUUAACGUAUCGAACGUAUGUUGAUUUGAUGUGAUCUUUUAUUUUUACAUAGCAUGAUGAACAUUAACAGAAAGAAGUGCACAUUUCAUGCAGUAGCUGAAAUUAUUUAUUAGCGAGUCAGCGGUUUUCUCCGGAGUCUGGCAUGUUUACGCUGAUGGAAACGCGGAAGCGUUUAUUACCAAGAGUUGCGCUUACGCAGUAGUGUUCAAAUGAGGAAGUUAUACACUAGCAUUCAAAACUAAGAUGUGGUCUGAUUAGAUCUAUUUUUAAAAAGAUAUGACAAGAAAUGAUGCCACAGCAGCAUUCGAAAUCAAUGUAAUGCGUCUCCUCUGACCUGCAAUAUAAAAAAAAAAAAAAACGACAUUAAACCUGAUUUUGACUGUACAUUUACUUAUAAGUCGUCACUUCAUUUAGUUCUUGUAGUUUAGUGUAUUCAUUUACAGCAGUGGUUCUCAACCUUCUUGACUGCGUACCUCUGGUACUUCUUUCUUUAAAAAUAAAUAAACUCAAUAAUGAGUUAG
Puntigrus tetrazona (Sumatra barb) is the source of this 1605-nucleotide messenger RNA. Its product is annotated as 3-oxoacyl-[acyl-carrier-protein] reductase FabG-like. The record is from RefSeq and is a predicted model, not a curated record. The transcript has 8 exons. Gene Ontology annotation, molecular function: oxidoreductase activity. Bases 212 to 1009 code for a protein of 265 amino acids. NCBI's taxonomy places the organism in Eukaryota, Metazoa, Chordata, Actinopteri, Cypriniformes, Cyprinidae.